AUGCACAGGGCAGCGGCAACGGUAGCGGACUGCUCUGUUAUCGUCGUUAAGGUGGCUGACGUGGGUUUUGUGAAGGCGCUCGUCCUCGGCGAGCAGAUCGUUGAUGGCAGCAUCGUUGUCAUCGAAUCAGUCCUGGUAUUGACGAUGUGCGCGGCCAAGGAAAGCCAGGAGGGUUUGUAGUGGGCAGCCAUAAUGAUCGGACUGGUGUCAUUGUUCAAGACCUUGCUGCCUCAAGGUCAUCCACCCUUUUGCAGUGAGACGUUCCAGACGCGCUGACCUGAGGUCACAUGACCAACAGCUCGGGCAUAUCUGCGUCCGCGCAGUCGCAGGUGCCCAUGAAGUCACAUGAACGCACCUACCCCCAUGCAACCACAACCUAAGCCACUGGGACACCGCCCCUCGGCAAAUGCACCAAAGACUGACUGGGCACUACUUGAGCUUGGCCCGCGAGCCUACAAAAGCGGCUGACACGACUAUCUCAGGGACUCUCAGGCAUGACUGUACGCAGUCAACACCAACCCUGGCUUCGCCAGUGGCCACUGCCACCUUGGAGGACAAAUCUGUGUUUUCGUGCACAUCAAAGCCCUCAUUCUGGUUCUAUUCGUCUUCUCCUUCCAACAUUGGAAUCUGAACCGACGAUGGUAGCGCACAGAUAAGGACAUAUUCUCACCGCUUGGUCGCUACAGGUUGACAGGAUCGUGCCCAUCGGUUCUUCAUAAUAGCGUUCUCAUCGGCAGCUGCGGCGGUAACCGGAAAGUUAGGUGGUCGCCGAUUUAGCUUUUUGCUGAAAUGGAGAUGGUAGCAGACAAAAACAACGAAGCAAUAUUCAGUUUACCAUGCGGUCGUCUUGAAGAGUAUGAAGCGAUGGUCGCUCCACACCAUCGGCAUACGGGAUCACCUUUGUCGCCAGCCUUUGUCUCUCGUUCCCAGCCUUUACCUCGAUUCAUAAGCCGGCUGAAAAAACACUUUCAUAUGCAAGCUUGAUAACAGAAACACUACAUUGGCUCCGUUUUCUAAAAUAACUUUUAGGGGUUUUGGGGAUGUUUGCAGGUCACGACUUGAGUCUGUUUGACAAGUCGGAAGACUUUUUUACGGUGAAUACUUAGCCAUUCUUCAGGAGCACCGGCGUAUUGAUGAAGAGGUCUAGGUCGUGCAUCACCCAAUCCUACGGAAUUCAGGACGUGGACUCUGGGGCACCCCUUAUUACGAUAUUUUGUUCACGAUUUACGUACGGGCUCAUUAUUGUCCCACUCCCCACACUAAAACGAUAUGUUGCCACUGUGGUACUCCCGAUGGAUGAUGGCGCACCGACUUUAGACGGAUUUCCGUCCGACGUUGAGGUUGUAGGACCUACAUUUUCGCAUAACGUAUUAACAAAGAAUCGUGAAUCUGGGCCUGAAACGACCACACACAGAAUAUCCACAUCUUGGUUUACGGCAGGUAUAAGUUAAACAUUGGAUAGACGCAGCAGAGAUUUGCCACCUACACAGGCAGCACUCAUAUAGCCAAAAGGUGCUCAGUUUAUGCAUCAGUAUCAUUAAUAUGUCUCUUGUGACCAUGCCUCAGGAACUUCGCUACAGGCGCAGACGAUUCACCACUCAAGGAGUAGUAAGAAAUCAAGACGGCCAAAAAGAAUCCCCUGAGUUGGUUUAAAUGCCCACCAAGAAUGACUGCUGCAGCUUAUGCGAUAAUGUCAUCGGACUGCGGGCACGGACUCGUCGGUUUGCCUGUGCCCUAAAAAUGAGAUUAAGCUAAGCAGGUCGGCAGUUAACUAACCAGAAUUCAAGAUCCUCCGAGAUUUCAAACGUCAUACGUUUGAUAAUUUUCGAAACCUAUCGAAGCUAUUCUAUUCUGUUCAGUCGGGCCAGAUAGCCUAGUUCUCGUCCCGUACCUUUAAAGGAACCACAUACUUUUCAAACCACUUUCUCAUCCACGUCUACCAGAAGACCACUUCCCUCAACGCGGACAUCUGUCGCUCUCUUGGCUUCCUUGACGUAUUGACAGGAGGGCUUUGGAUAUCUAUUUAUCUAUCGCCUCUUGUAUUCGCGCGUGUCGUCCGUGUUUUUAGUGAACUUUCACACACCAGAAAUAGAUAUAAGACUUUUGUCUAGUUAAUUGGCCGGCAGUUUCAUUCGAAUCGCCCCCACGUAUAAUUCUGUUUCUUUUGGCAGCUGUAAAGUUCCUCGCACUAAUGAAACAGAAAUCAAGGUAGAAGCCCUUUUAGUGCACCAUUUCAAGUUUUAGCUGAACUAUAUUGUGGCGAAAAAAUGGAAAAAUGAGUGUGUGCUGACGGUAUCUGGUGCAUUCUUGUGAGUUAAGACUAAAUAAAUUGCUAAUUGCGUUUAUUGCAUUGUUCUUUUUUUCUUGUUCUACAUGCAAUUCCAGUUCCUAUACUUAACAUGCAAGGAUUACCUAUCCAGCACUUUCUCAAUGGUGAAUUUUCAUGAAUUUAUUUUUCGAGCACUCAUAUUUAUCAAUAUGUACACGCUCUUUGGUUUUCUCAGAACUUAUUGCUUGUAUUUUCGCUCGCUGAAUGCUAUUUGAGGCGCCAGUUAGUUUUAUGUGCAUCCCACUUUAUUAAAAGCCCGACGUUUUGGGAUUGAUUUUAAAAUCCGGCUACUGUAGCGUGGCCUCUUGUAUGUCAAAAAUUUUAAAGUCGUUUUUUGCUUAUUAAUCAGUUGACGGACUAAUAUGAGUGUUUUAGUUCGAUAGUUGCAGCCACGAAUCUUACCGUUGCUCCGAAAGUAGUUCAAUAGUGGCAUGGGUGUGAGUCUGUAUGUGACAGACUUGUCAGUAGUAACUGAACUGCCUCAUUCCCUCUUCUAACAUCUGCCAUAUUUGCAACUAGCAAACCAGAUUUAUGCGUUACUGAAAAGAACAACCGCAGCAAGGAGACGUGGGCUCUGUGUCUGCGCUGCUGACAGUUUUCCUGUCUGCCGGCAUUAUAUUGUGUACGAUGACAUCCGACAAGAAAAUAGAGCUUGGAACCUAGUGCCAUAAUGAGCUCAGGUGAUGAGUGUCUUUAAUUGUAGUGGUAGUGUUUCGUUAUUCUAAGGAAGCUCUGAUGUUGUUGACAUUGCGAUGCAAAGGUGUCCAUAGUGUCCUCUGGUAAUAAUAAGCAAGACUGUCUGGAAUCACCAUUUCCCUCGUUUCUCAUCCCGAGAUAUGAAUGUUAACUGUUCGAAGCCAUGUUAAACGAUAAUUUAAGCUGAUAAGUAGAGAAUGACACCGGUACUGAUAAAGUUAUUUCUUUCCCAACCUUCGUCAUGCCUAAACUUAUGCUGCAGUCGUCAGAUAGCCGCACUACGAGGUCUCUGUAUACACCCCGAAUAAAUUCUGUCAUCUUCCGUCAAUGUAUAUUUUAUUGUAAAGCGUGUAUGCUAGGUUUUACGUGCUCUCAUUAUCCCUUCAGGAACAAUGACCUCCACAAAGCAACAAAAAAUUGCUGA
Spirometra erinaceieuropaei is the source of this 3449-nucleotide messenger RNA. The record is from the annotation of a GenBank genome assembly. NCBI's taxonomy places the organism in Eukaryota, Metazoa, Platyhelminthes, Cestoda, Diphyllobothriidea, Diphyllobothriidae.